Galdieria sulphuraria is the source of this 5555-nucleotide messenger RNA. RefSeq names its product chromatin remodeling complex / DNA-dep ATPase. The coding region runs from base 4 to 5337 and encodes 1777 amino acids. Lineage: Eukaryota; Rhodophyta; Bangiophyceae; Galdieriales; Galdieriaceae. The transcript is spliced from 6 exons. Gene Ontology annotation, molecular function: ATP binding; ATP hydrolysis activity; TBP-class protein binding. The record is from RefSeq and is a predicted model, not a curated record.
UUGAUGCUUUCAAAGAAUAUGAUAACAAAGAGUAAAUUAGACAGGCUUUUUGAGUUACUAGAACAGGGAGCAAGUUCUUCUAUAAGAGGAAUUGCUGCUGAACAAAUAGGUCACUUGGCUGCUCAACACCCUUCUCAAACAGAACAAAUUAUAAAUAGAAUUACAGAAAUAGUAUUGUACAAGAAAUCUUGGUCUUCCCGGGUUUCUGCAGCAUAUGCUUUAGGUAUCAUAGCUAGCCAGUCACCUAAAAAGUCCAAGAGCGUCGUCUUGGAACCUUUCCCGUCGUCCACUGAGUUAGGGCAUAGGAAAAGAAAGUGGAAACAAGAUACUGCUUCUAGUUUUCUUCGACUUGAAGAUUUGAAUAUGAACGAUAUAGUAAGGAAGGGUGGUAGAUUGUUGGGUUCUUCUGGGGAAGAGUUGGCUUCUACAAAUAAUGAAGAUGCAGAACAGCAAUUUAAGAGAAUUCAUUCUAUAUUAGGCGACUAUCAUCUUUCGGAAAACAUUGUUUCGAAUGAAGAUUUUCAAGGAGAGACGGAACCCGUCUCUAGUUGGAAACCCAAGUUGAACGUAUUUGACAAAGAGGGACUCAUUAAUAACGAUAACUCAACACAAGGCACAAAGGAAGAAGCUCCUAUUGUUAUGUUAGAAGAUUCCGGUUCUGUCCCUGAAUGGAUUUUUUGUCAAUGUUUUAGCAAGUUAAGAAAUAAUAUGUUUUCACUGGAUUGGGAAGUUCGUCACGGCGCUGCUACUGGUCUUCGUGAGCUAUUAAAGUAUCAGGCAACAGAAGCCUGUUUAGAUGUCUUUUAUUCUUUAGAAGCCAAUAGAAUACUCUUAGAGGAUAUUGCUUGUCGUCUACUGAUUCUUUUAGCAGUGGACAGGUACAUGUUGCCAAACAAUUGUAUUUGCAUAUCGUUUAUACUCACUUUGUCUGCAAGAUUUUGUGACUUUAGUGGUACAGUAACUGUGGCUCCAGUUCGAGAAGCAGCUUCGAUGGCAUUGGCAACAGUGGCAUUGCACUUGGAUAUUGAUCGUGUAGAACAGAUUGGUCUAUAUAUCAACAUUUUAGCUCAUUCAGAUAGUUGGGAGGCAAGUCAUUGUUGUAUGCAGUAUAUUUUUGCUGCCUUAAGUUCAUCUUCUUCUAUUGUCAUUUCCUUAUUGAAAUACUCUUUUGAUGAUAUCACGAGAGGUUUAUUAUCUGAAGAUCAUGAUAUUUGUGCAGCUGCAGCAAGAUGUUUGUUUCCAGUCGUCGAUAUCAUUGCGAGAGAUUCCACCGAAAGCUCUAUACCGUUUGAGAAGCUUUGUGAUUCUUUGUGGCAAGUAAUUUCUUCUUGUGAUGAGGAUAACUCUGGUGUAUGUGAUUGUUUGGAGUUAAUUUGCCGACUAUACAAAUGUGUGUUACAGAGAAAUAUGGAAAAUGCAAAUUCAUGGUUUUCCAAUCAUGUAUAUCAAGUAUUUCCGUUUAUGUUACACAAUAAUCCUUUUAUACGAGAGGCUUCUCGAAUAUUGGUGACUGAAAUACUUGAGAAUAAUAAGAACUUGGGUAAUCAACCCUUGUUUACUAUUCAACAAUGUCGACAAUGGAUCUCUAUUCUGGUUGCUUUAUUAUUUAUAGAGAAAGAUGAUUGUUUUGUUGAAACCAUCUUAAAUAAGCUCGGAGAUGUUCUACAUUGGUAUGAUGAGACAGAUCUCUUUUCCAGCAAUAUAUUAUCUCGGAUACUUGAACUUUGUUUUCAACGAUCGUUCAAGAAUAGCCUUGAUGUCAUUUCGACACUUUUGAGAGAAGAAGAUAUUUUGACAUUUUCUGGGUUUCAGGAGGUUGUUUCUGAAAUUGCUGAUACUGAAAGACGUUAUGGUGAUAGAGAAGGAAGAUUUCUACGUUUUCAACAAAAUGUUUGUAGAAUGAUUGCCAUUUUGUUUUUAGAACGAAAAGAACAGUCAAAGAUUCUUUGUGAAACAUUGAAGAGUUAUCUGCAUUCUUCUUCUGUGUUUAGUUUGACCGCAGCUUGUCACAUUAUCAGAUAUUGGUAUCCUCAAGCAGUUGAUUCUUCUCAUCGGGAAGAAGUCAUGAAGAUUCUUUUUUCAAAGUUGGAACAAUUCGAACAAAACUCUUCAGAUGAUGUUCAUUUUGAUGAAGAGGCCGCCAAUAGUUAUCAGCUGUUUAAUGAUAUCUUAAGUAUCGAGAAACAUCUUUCUUCUGGGAAGAAAUCGAAACAGAAAUACAGCAAUACGAUUUUAGAUGGUUCACUAAUUCAAUUAUGUGAAAAAGGCAUUCAAGGUUGUGAACAGGGAGACUAUUUUCAAGUUUCUUGUCUUUUAUCUGAAAUAAGUGGCAAUUAUAUGCCGUAUUUGCAGGAGUUGAGUGCACGUGAUACUUGGAAAGGUAGCAAAAGCAGCCAUACUGAUAAGGAUAGUGUUUUACAUGCUGUCAUUUGGAGAGUAGUGAACUAUUUGACUAGUUACAAAUCUCGUCGUACUGAAUUUAUUUUACAGUCCCAAAUUGUCAUAGUUUGUUCUAUCAUUCUCUCUCAAAAUAUUGCUCGACAAGAUGAAAACGACAAUUGUGUUCCUCGUGAAGAAGAAAUCAAACUACCGAACAAGUUAACUCCUUAUUUAUUAGCAAUGAUGAAUGGAUUGAGAUAUUCAUCUUGUAUUUAUUUGCAGCAACUUUCUGCUUCUACUUUAGCAUUCACAUGCCAGCUCUUGGUGAAGAAAGAUAAAAUGAAGGCAAUUGCGAAGAUUGUUGAAAACCUGUUCAACUAUCUUAUAGAUGCCUUGAAGAUUGAGUCAGAAGAUUGGCAGUGUUCUCAAAUGGACGGUGUGUUGCUUGCCUGGAAGGAAAUCUGUAGAGCAUUUGGCUGCAAACUACUCGUAUCACUACCAAAAGUGAAUGAACUUUGUGUGCAAGUUUUAGAAAACCUCCCUGAUACCCUGGAGAAUACGCCGACCCAAGUAGCAAAUGCUUUGUCCUUUCUGAAAUAUACUUUCAAAUGGUGGCACUCAUCACUCUUCAAGCAUUGUAACGAUGCAGUCCAGAAACUAACUUUAUUUUGUGGCCUACAAUAUCAUGUUACAGACUUUGAUAUUCUCAAUGUCGCAACAGAUGCAUUAUCAGAAAUGAUAUUUUGUUUUCACGACUUUCUUAUUCAUGUUGUGAGACAUUUAUUGCCCAUUUUGGAUAGCAAUCAUAAGAUGGAACGUAGCGAAGAAAGUAUCUUGUAUGCUUUGAGGGCUGUUCAUAAGGUUGUGUUGAAAUUAGGGAAUGAAAUGAUUCCAUACGUUUCCUUAUUUUUGAUGCCGUUGGUUAGUAGAAUGACGCAUCAAAAUACCGAAAUUCGGGUUAUAGCAUCAGAAACUUUCGGUCUGUUGUUACGUUUGCUACCGUUAGAAGAUAAUACAGUGAAACUUGCAGAAAGUGAAAAGUGGCUGGAUGACCCUGAGUGGCAGUUGCAAAGAGAAAAUGCCAAAUCAUUUAUACAUCAGUUAUUAGGAUGGAAAGCUAGGGAACCUUACAACUUGCCCGUGCAAUUGGAAGGAAACAUUCAGUUGAGAGAGUAUCAAAGACAAGGAUUGGAGUGGUUAGCUUUUCUGAAGAGAUAUGGACUUCAUGGUUUACUUUGCGAUGACAUGGGAUUAGGGAAGACUUUGAUGACUUUGUGUAUAAUCGUUGGCGAUACUGUGGAAUGGAAGAAUUAUGGAUUUCAAAAGCAUUCUCUUGUUAUUGCACCUUCUUCAGUUACAGCACAUUGGUUUCAAGAGGCCAAGAGGUUCUUCGGUUCUUCCUUAUCCAAUGUAAUAUUAUAUGCAGACUCCGCAAAGAAGAGAAAGAAACGGCUGGCGAGCUUUGAGUCAUCACCUUUAAUCAUUACUUCCUAUGAAAUAAAGAUUCGUAGUGACAUUGAAUCUUUUCAAAGUUAUGCAUGGAACUACUUGGUUUUGGAUGAAGGACAUGUGAUUCGGAAUCAUCAUUCUAAGACAGCGCUCGCGAUAAAAAGUCUCUUAGCAGAACAUAGACUUAUUUUGUCAGGUACUCCAGUACAAAAUUCGGUCAAGGACUUGUGGUCGCUCUUUGAUUUUUUGACUCCUGGUUUCUUGGGAGACGAGGCUUCAUUUCAAGAACGCUUUGUUCGACCCAUAUUGAGGGGUAAACUUUUGUCAUCUGAACAGAAAGACCGUGAACAAGCAGAUGUCCUGUUGGAAACUUUACAUCGACAAGUUCUUCCUUUCAUACUACGCAGAAUGAAAAGUGAUGUUUUGGCUGAAUUACCUCCGAAGAUAAUUCAGAACUUGUCCUUUGAAAUGAAUUCUUUGCAAGCAAAGUUGUACAAUGCGGUCAGUGGAUUUCUGGCAACUACUGCAAAGGAGCAGUUAGUACAUGAUAAGAGUCCUUCGCUUCAUAUCUUCUCAGCGUUGCGUUGCCUUCAACAGAUUUGUACACAUCCCGUGUUACUAUUGGAUAGCGGAAAGGACUGGAUAGAGAAUGUCUCAGGAAAAUUAGCUAUCGAUGUAAAUAGUUGUUAUCACUGGAAAAGUAGCUCAAAAUUCCAAUGUUUGUAUGAUUUAUUUGCUGACUUGGGUUUGAUAUUACAUGAAGAAGAAGUUGCUCAGAAGGAGUUGAAAGAAGAACCUGAGGAAACGGACUGGGAUAUGAAUGAACAAGAUACUGGACAUAGAGUAUUGCUUUUUGCUCAGAAUAGAAGAACGUUGGAUAUAGUUGAGAAGUUUCUGUUUAUGGAAGGACCAUUUCGACAUCUUUCUUAUUUAAGGUUGGAAGGCACAGUAAGCCCGAUGCAUCGACAAGCCAUUGUUACUCGUUUCAAUUCAGAUCCUUCCAUCUCUUGUAUGCUUCUCACCACGCAAAUUGGAGGUCUGGGUCUUAAUUUGACUGGAGCAGAUACCGUUGUAUUUAUUGAACAGGAUUGGAAUCCAGUGAAGGAUAUGCAAGCUAUGGAUAGAGCACAUCGUAUUGGUCAGACAAGAACGGUGAAUGUAUUUAAGCUAGUUACCAAAGGAACUUUGGAAGAGAAAAUUAUGAAACUGCAAGAAAUGAAAACUGCUGUGGCAGAAUCCAUUGUGAAUAGAGAUAACUCCAGUCUACAAGAUUUGGAUACUUCUCAACUACUUGAAUUAUUUCAGUUUGACUCUUCUGGUCAACAAGAUGCUAUGGAAGCCAAGAAUGAUAUGGAAUCAUAUCAUUCUUAUUUGAAAACUGGAAGCACUUUGGAGUCUGUUCUCAAAACACUUCCAGACUUGUGGGAAGAGGAGCAGUACACUUCGGAGUUUAACUGGAAUAUGUUUGUACAGAGUUUUCAAAGUGGUCAAAAGGAUACUAAUGACUGAGUAUAUAUGUUUCAUAUACACAAUUUUUCUGGAAAAUGCGAGCUUUAUGCAAGUUUCUUGCUUUUUUUUGAUAAUUCGGAAAAGCUUGUUUUUUUCUGCAUGUUGCAAGAGGUUCUUCCCACUAAUGACCACGUCUUUAGGAAGACUAUGAAUUUCCUGCUUUUACUACAACCUAAGCCUUGUUUGAACAAGAAUAAAAGAAAUACUUUUUCGUUUCC